AUGCAACUCACACUGGCGGUGAACGGGCUUACGUUCACGGUGGCCUGCGGCGAAGGCCACCAGUGCAUCAAGUGGCUCGGCCUCGUAGCCGCCCAGCGCUACGCACUCAUGCUACCGCACGGCCGCUGCCGCACCCGCGAAGACGCGCAUGCCAAGCAUGGCUUUUACCUUCCGCGCGAAGUCAAAAAUUCGGAGGGCGUGAUACUGAGCCCAUGGUCGCGCAUCUCGGACUGCUGCCGCGAGAACGAAGUCAUCGCUGUCGUGCUUCAGCACGAGGUCCCCGUUGACGAGAUUGGCAUCCCGGUCAUGACCGAGUGGGCCGCCUCGGCGUUCUCCAACACGAGCAACCAGCAGUCGGAGGUGGAGCCAGACGCCGGUGACAUCGACGGGAUCGCUGGCAAAGGACGUAUUCCGCGCGACGCGCCCGACGCAAUCAAUGGCUACGCCAAAGCGCACCAAGCCACUCACGUCCGGUCGGGGCAGUUUGUCUCGCAAGAGGAAAUCGAGGCUGCGUUCUACCACGACCUGCCCUUCUUGCAGCUCGACGAGUUUGUCAAGGAAGCCAAGGACCGCGACGACGUCGAAGAGACGCUGCUCAAGUACUACGACGCCGUCAAUAUGAUCUACAAGCACUAUAGCAUCGGGUUUGGCGACGACAUGUACAGCAUGAGCCUCCUCGAAUUUCUCCAUUUCGUGCACGAGUCGACCAUGUUGCACUUCCAGACGGACCACAACGUCAUCGACAAGAUCUUCCACACCGUUGUGACGGGCCUUGGGCUCGAGACGCCGUCGUUGCCCCGCGUCGGGUUCAUCCAAGCACUGCUGCGCGUGAUCCUUGCCUACAACAAGAUGUACGGUGACGACACCCCGUUCGUACCGGCCCUCGAGAAGAGUCUCAAGGACCACGUCAAACCAGCCGUCCUGCGCUUGACAACGGGUCCGUUUCGCGAUACAGUGCACACCGAUAGCAUCCUGGCGCUCUUUCAAGACGCCCGACCCAAGGUGCUCAAGGUCUACGAAAAGUACGCGACCGCCACGAGCGACAAGAUUCCUGGCACGUAUCUGAACGCAAACGACCUGCGGUCACUGAUCCAAGACAGCGGUAUCUUUUGCACGGGCGACAGCGACGAGCACGAAGCGCUCUUCAACACCGCGCUACUGCAGUGCUUUACCGGCAUGAAGGACUGCAACAACGCCGACACGCAGUGGUUUGUCCUCGUCGAAGUCCUUGAGAUCGUGAGCCGCCUCUCGCUCGGCAUUUGGCAAGACAAGGACGUCUCGGAAAAGGAAACGAUCCGGAUCGGUCUCGACGCAGUCCGCGCGCUCGCGAAAUCCAAGUGACAAUAGCUUCCUACACCCUUCCAUCGAGAACCCUAUAUGAGCAGCAUAGAACAAUAGCUAUGAACGAAGAUAUCGUCUUGCUCGU
Messenger RNA from Saprolegnia diclina VS20, 1426 nucleotides. RefSeq lists its product as hypothetical. The transcript has 9 exons. Bases 1 to 1341 code for a protein of 446 amino acids. NCBI's taxonomy places the organism in Eukaryota, Oomycota, Saprolegniomycetes, Saprolegniales, Saprolegniaceae. The record is from RefSeq and is a predicted model, not a curated record.